AUGUUGAAGUUAGCUACUAAACUGGCUCCUUGCAGCCGUGUAGUGUAUGCAAUAAGCAAACCUUCGAUCUUGGUUUCUGCAAAUCAGAGAAGAUUCAACAGUUCAACUCCCAAUGAUACUGUCUAUACCUCUCUCAAUGACGAAAAUGAUCCUCAAAGGGAUGCGUUUUUCCAGUAUACUUGGGGAACUUGGUUGAAAGAUGAUAAAGAGCAGAAACAGAAGCGCGUGACUCGGUUUUCCAUCGAAGGUGUCAACUCUCUUCUAGCUAAGAUGUAUGAUACAAGUAGGGAAACUAUGAAAUCCUCCAAUGUGUUGACUGCUCCAGUAUGGGACAAGGAGUUAAAAGCAACGCUGCUACCUUCCAACUUGGAUUUAGAUACCAUGGGAGUGCUUAAUCCUAAUGAGAAGAUAGUCGUCACUCAGAUGGCCAGUAUUCAUGAGGGAAAACAUCAUCGUGUUUACAAGUUGGACACAAAUACUCAAAAGUCAUUUGUGUUGAGGUUGCCAUAUAACUUAGACGGAGACUUUUACAACGAUGUCCGUGUUAAAAGUGAAGCAGCUACUUUGGAUUUUUUGAGAUUAAAGCUUGGUAUGAAAGUGCCUAAGGUUUUUGCCUAUGGUGCUGACGCCCAGAAUAACGCUUUACGAUCUGUGUUCACGUUAAUGGAGUUUAUUGAGGGAGACCUACUAAUGAAGCGUUGGAAUCCACUUGUCAAAGACUCAGAGGGCUCUCAAGAGCAGUUAAAGUCUGUACUGGAUCCUCUGGCGGACAUUCAACGUCGAUUGUUAGAAGUGACAUUUACCAAAUUUGGGUCUCUCUACUUUGCUCAUGAUGUUGAGGAAUCUUUGAGAAAAGACCUUCCUUAUAAGGGUGAAGUUGACACUAUGCUGGUCAAUCGUUGGAAGAUCGGUCCUUCUGCUGAACGUGUAUUUUAUCGUGAUGGUUUACCCGCAGAAGAGGUUACCAAAUUCACUGGACCAUGGAAAAAUGCCAUUGAUGAAGUGGUGGCGGUGGCAGAUUCUGCAUUGAAUAGUGUCGAACUGAGCCUUCAAAAGGAUCUGACUCAAGAACAAGAGACAAUUCUGAAUCGUGCUAAGGAGGUGUAUCAAGAUUUUAGAUCGGUAGCUCCCGUUUUGUUUGAAUCAGAUUUGACUAAAUCUUCUCUCCCAAAUGGUACAGAACUUUUUCUUCCGCGUCUGCAUGUCCCAGAGUUAGAUCCUCUUAAUGUUGUUGACAAUACUGCCGGGCCAUAUCUGUUGGACGUUGAAGGUGCCAAUAUCAAGCCAUUUAUCUUGCAUGGAUACCCUGUUUUCUUAUCUUAUGAUGGACCAAAGAUUUACAACGUUAACGAGGAUGUUGAGGGUUAUUCUGAGAUGUCACCGGAAGAACAGCGAUCUUAUGAUGUGAUGUACAUGCGUACACGAAACCAGUUUAUCUGGGAGUUUGCCCUUAAUGCCAGAUGUAGAGAACUUGUAGGGGCUGUUGCCCCUGCCGUAAAAAUGAUUCGGGAGCCUUACCUUGCUGCUGUUCGACGAGGAGCAGACGUGCACCAUUAUUUAAAUGUUGAGUCGUCGCUGUUGGCCUUGAGCCAAAUGUGGGAUUCCUAUCGUGCUGGACAUUUGGUUGGGGCUGAAAAAUUCCCAGUUAAAUGGGCGGAAACAGAAGAAGCUUUCAACCAAAAAGUGCAAAGACAUAGAGAGGAUCUGAUUGCUUACCAAACAAAGAUCGCAUCUGCUCCAUUUAGUGCUACCAACGGCUGGGUACCCCAAGAUAUGUUUAAUACCUUGAAAGAGCAGGGUAUAAUUGUACAAGAUGGUGAAGAUUAUGUUAUCAAGGACGAAUAA
This is a messenger RNA of Komagataella phaffii GS115, 1845 nucleotides long. RefSeq lists its product as uncharacterized. The record is from RefSeq and is a predicted model, not a curated record. The transcript has a single exon. Bases 1 to 1845 code for a protein of 614 amino acids. Lineage: Eukaryota; Fungi; Ascomycota; Pichiomycetes; Pichiales; Pichiaceae. Gene Ontology annotation, cellular component: mitochondrion.